Molecule: messenger RNA, 237 nt
Organism: Ostertagia ostertagi
Lineage: Eukaryota; Metazoa; Nematoda; Chromadorea; Rhabditida; Trichostrongylidae
Source: the annotation of a GenBank genome assembly
AUGACUCUUCAUGAAGAGAAGCCGAGCCUUACAGCUUUACGUGCAUCUGAAAAUCAGAGAAAUCCUAGUGAUCGUCGGGUCCCUUGCGAUCAAAAUAUAACUCUCGAUCCAGAGAAGCGCAACGAUGUCUACCCAGGCUUUCCUCAGUUUGAGCAACCCGGUGCUAUGGUCAAUGCAGGAUUCCUUGGCGAGAGCGCUACUCCUUCAAGAGUGACAGCGAGCGAAGGAGACCCGUGA